UGCGUGCCACCCCCCAUGGAAGAUUCCAUGGACAUGGACAUGAGCCCGCUGAGGCCUCAGAACUACCUUUUCCGUUGUGAACUAAAGGCUGACAAAGAUUAUCACUUUAAGGUGGAUAAUGAUGAAAAUGAGCACCAGUUAUCAUUAAGAAUGGUCAGUUUAGGGGCUGGGGCAAAAGAUGAACUGCACAUCGUUGAGGCAGAGGCAAUGAAUUGUGAAGGCAGUCCAAUUAAAGUAACACUGGCAACUUUGAAAAUGUCUGUACAACCAACGGUUUCUCUUGGGGGCUUUGAAAUUACACCACCUGUGGUCUUAAGGUUGAAGUGCGGUUCAGGGCCUGUGCAUAUUAGUGGACAGCACUUAGUAGUUGUGGAGGAAGAUGCAGAAUCAGAAGAUGAAGAGGAGGAGGAUGUAAAACUCUUAAGUAUGUCUGGAAAGCGAUCUGCACCUGGAGGUGGUAACAAAGUUCCACAGGAAAAAGUAAAACUUGCUGCUGAUGAAGAUGAUGAUGAGGAUGAAGAUGAUGAUGAGGAUGAUGAAGAAGAUGAUGAUGAUGAUUUUGAUGAUGAUGAAGCUGAAGAAAAAGCUCCAGUGAAGAAAUCUAUACGAGAUAUUCCAGCCAAAAAUGCACAAAAAUCAAACCAAAAUGGGAAAGACUCAAAACCCUCAACACCCAGAUCAAAAGGUCAAGAAGCCUUCAAAAAACAGGAAAAAACUCCUAAAACACCAAAAGGACCUAGUUCUGUUGAAGACAUUAAAGCAAAAAUGCAAGCAAGUAUAGAAAAGGCACAUUGAACAGUCCUGGGCACUACUGGUAAAUAAAGCCCAAAGAUGGGGAAAGAGGAAAAGGAGAAACAAAUCUAGUCCAAACUGAGUAUCAUCAACAAUCCAGACUGAAGUCUUCUAUUUUAAUCUCAUUCCCCUUUCCACAUUCCCUUGCAGAAUGUAGCCUUUUAACAAAAACAUUUUUCUUUGACUCAGUGUGAUUCAGUGAAGCUUACUGCUUACUCCUACUGUGGAUAUGCUUCAUCUAUAACUAUGUUUUAAUUACCUUUGUAUCUGCUUAGCUGCUCAAUAAAUGCUUGAAUGAACCAAAAA
Jaculus jaculus (lesser Egyptian jerboa) is the source of this 1098-nucleotide messenger RNA. RefSeq names its product nucleophosmin-like. Gene Ontology annotation, biological process: ribosomal small subunit biogenesis; ribosomal small subunit export from nucleus; chromatin remodeling. Lineage: Eukaryota; Metazoa; Chordata; Mammalia; Rodentia; Dipodidae. The record is from RefSeq and is a predicted model, not a curated record. The transcript has a single exon. Bases 16 to 795 code for a protein of 259 amino acids. Gene Ontology annotation, molecular function: chromatin binding; histone binding; RNA binding. Gene Ontology annotation, cellular component: cytoplasm; ribonucleoprotein complex; nucleolus.